AUGGCAGAAAAUAAUAAUAAUAAUAAUAAUAAUAAUAAUAAUAAUGUUUCAACACCACCACAUCAAAAACCACAUUUAACAACUGGUUUAAGAACUUCAAGUUCUGGUUUAUUAAUGGAUAAAAGAAGACAAGAUGAAGAAAAAUUUUCAGCUGAACAAGUAGCAAUGGGUAAAAAAUCACCAACAAAAUUAUUCUCAGCAUACAGCUUAAAUGAUUUAUCAAAUCCACCAACAGAUGAAGAAUUAAAUAACUAUAAGGAUUUACCAGCAUCAAGUCUUCCACCAAUUCAUAAAAGAGAGAAAUUAAGAAGAGUAUUUGUAAAUAGAGAUAUUAAACUCGACAGAAUUGAAUUCUUUGGUUUUGAUAUGGAUUAUACAUUAGCAGUUUAUAAUUCACCAGAUUUUGAAGAGUUGGCAUAUGAUAUGGUACUUGAUAAACUCAUUGAUAUUGGUUAUCCAAAAUCAAUUAGAAAAUUAAAAUAUGAUCCAAAUUUCCCAACUAGAGGUUUAUUUUUAGAUAGAGAACUUGGUAACCUUUUAAAAAUUGAUAGUUUUGGUAACAUUAUCAUUUGCGUUCAUGGUAGAACAACUUUAUCAAAAAAUAGAACCGCUGAAUUUUAUCCAAGUAUGAGAGUUAGUUCUGAUGAAAUCGCAAGAAAUCGUUUCUAUCUUUUAAAUACAUUAUUUACAUUACCAGAAGCAUGUUUAUAUGCAGAUUUAGUUGAUCAUUUAGAAAGAGAAAGUGGAUUAAGAUUGACUGAAGAAGUCGCUGAUGAACAACAACAAAUGAAUUCACCACCAUUAAGUAGUCUCGGUUCUGAGAGUGUUAGAAUCGAUGAGAGUAAUCAUCAACCAGAAGGCGAUCUCUCAUUUUCAAACCUUUUCCAAGAUGUCAGAACAGCUUGUGAUUUGGUUCAUAAUGAUGGUAGUUUAAAAACUAGAGUAUUAGAUGAUUUACCAAGAUACAUUAGAAAGACACCAGAUAUGCCAGUUUUCUUUGACAGAUUAAGACAAAAUAAAAAUAAAGUAUUCUUAUUAACAAACAGUGAAUUUUAUUACACAAAUAAAGUUAUGUCAUAUAUGAUGAAUGGAUAUAAUCCAAACUAUCAAUCAUGGAGAGAUUAUUUUGAUGUUAUUAUUGUUGGUGCAGAUAAACCAAGAUUCUUUUCAGAAGGUACAACAAUUAGAGAAGUUGAUACUGAAACUGGUAAUUUAAGAAUUACAAAUGUAAAGGAUAGAUUUGAACAAGGUAAAGUUUAUCAUGGUGGUUCUUUAUCAUUAUUCCAAAAAUUAACAGGAGCAAAAGGUAGUAGAGUACUUUACAUUGGUGAUCAUAUCUUUGCAGAUAUCAUUAAAUCAAAGAAAACUCAUGGAUGGAGAAAUCUAUUGGUUGUACCAGAACUUCAACAUGAAUUAGAGGUUAUGAAUCAACAAAAAGAUACAACCAUUCAUUUGAUGAAUCUUGAAUUCAUUAGAGCUGAAAUCUAUAGAGGCUUAGAUUCUGAAUCAACCACCCCACCAGAUAUUGAAGUUCUCCAUCAACAUCUUAAAAAUACAAAUGAUAAAUUGAACUUUGCCUACAACAAAUACUUUGGUUCCCUCUUUAAAAAUGGUUCAAAAUCAACUUUCUUCUCUAUGCAAGUUCAAAGAUAUGCUGAUCUUUACACCUCUGAUUAUCUCAAUCUCUUAAACUAUCCAUUAUUUUAUCAUUUUUGUGCAAAUAGUUUACCUCUUCCACAUGAAAGUUCUUCUUUCUCUUCUUUUGAUACAAGUAAUUAA
Dictyostelium discoideum AX4 is the source of this 1779-nucleotide messenger RNA. RefSeq lists its product as hypothetical. Bases 1 to 1779 code for a protein of 592 amino acids. The record is from RefSeq and is a predicted model, not a curated record. The transcript has 7 exons. Lineage: Eukaryota; Evosea; Eumycetozoa; Dictyosteliales; Dictyosteliaceae.